Molecule: messenger RNA, 1596 nt
Organism: Colletotrichum chrysophilum
Lineage: Eukaryota; Fungi; Ascomycota; Sordariomycetes; Glomerellales; Glomerellaceae
Exons: 2
Coding region: 1-1596 (531 amino acids)
Molecular function (GO): monooxygenase activity; iron ion binding; heme binding
Source: RefSeq, a predicted model, not a curated record
AUGGCGCUCCUCUCCCUCACAGCCCUGGCCUACGCCAUCCCCUUCACCCUCCUCUACUACGCCCUCUCCCGCUACCUCGCCCACCGCCGCCUCCUCCGCUUCGCCAAAGCCCACAACGCAACCUUCCCAAAACACAUCCCCUCCCGCCUCCCCUUCGGCAUCCAGUACGUCUGGCGCACCAUCACCACCGCCCGCCGCGGCGGCGACAUCCUCGACGACAUCGUCGAAAAGUCCUACGCCGCCAACGGCGCCACCUUCACGCAGCCGGGCUUCUUCGGCCCGCGCGAGAUGUACACCGUCGACCCGCUCAACAUCCAAGCCCUCCUCGCGACAAAGUUCCAGGAUUUUGAUCUGGGCGAGCGGCGCAUCGCGCAGUUCAGCCCGCUGCUGGGGCGCAGCAUUUUUACGGCCGACGGCCCGUUCUGGGAGCACUCGCGCGCGCUGUUCCGGCCGCAGUUCUCGCGCGAGAAUAUCAAUGAUUUAGGCAAGACGGAGGACGCGGUCAAGGCGCUGUUCGCGGCGCUGCCGAUGGUGGGCAAGCCAGGCGAUGGGUCUGUGACGGUGGACAUCAUGCCGCUGCUGUUCCGCUUCACGCUCGACACGGCGACGGGGUUCCUCUUCGGCGAGAGCGUGGACAGCCAGACGGCGGCCGCGACAGGGCGGGUGGCGAGCACGAGCGCCGCGGCGGCAAUGGCGGCGGACCUGCAACGCACCGGCGGAAAGGAUGAUAUGAGCUUCGCGGAGGCGUUUCAUGAAGCGCAGAUGUGGAUCACGAUGCGCGUGCGAUUGCAGGGCCUGUACUGGCUCGCGCCGAGCGGCACGGGGAAGCGCGCGGCGGGGUACAUGCGGCGGUACGUCGACCACUACGUCAAGCUCGCGCUUUCCGCGGCGAAGCCGAGUAGGGAGAAGUACUCGCUGCUGGACACGCUGGCGGAGGCGACGCGGGAUGAGAACGAGCUAAGGGACCAGAUUCUGGGGAUCCUGCUGGCGGGGCGGGAUACCACGGCGACGCUGCUGUCGUGGGUGCUGCUGCUGCUGGCGCAGCACCCGGCCGUGUUCGAGAAGCUGCGCGGGGAGAUACUGAAGGAGUUUGGGGAGUACAGCGAGGACGCGGAGGGGAUCGACUUUGGCGCGCUGAAGGGCGCGCAGUAUCUGCAGUUCGUGCUGAGGGAGACGCUGCGGGUGUAUAAUGCGGUGCCGCUGAACCUGCGGAUCGCGGCGCGGGACACGGUGCUGCCGCGCGGGGGCGGGCCGGACGGGAGCCAGCCGGUGGUGGUGCGGAAGGGGCAGACGGUGAAUUUCUCGCCGUACGUGCUGCACCGGCGGGCGGACGUGUGGGCGGAGCCGUUGGCGUUCCGGCCGGAGCGGUGGGAGGGGACGAGGCUGGAUUGGAAUUAUGUGCCGUUCAGCGGCGGGCCGAGGAUUUGUCUUGGACAACAGUUUGCCCUUACCGAGGCUGGCUUCCUGAUUGUUAGGUUGUUGCAGCGGUUCAAGGCCAUGGAGUGGGUUGGGCCGGUGGGCAAGCCGCGGAAGGAUAUCCAUUUCACGAUGGCGCCGAAGGAUGGGGUUCCGGUCAGGUUGGUGUAUGCGGAUUGA